GUCCACCUCGCCUCGGGCCAGGUAGGCCUGUUACACUUGUGCUUCCUUCGCUCGCUGCGGCAGUUUUGGCCGAUCCAGCGUGGGGAGGACACGUCCUGCCGGCCAGGCUUUCUGGGUCUUCUUCAGUGUCCUAUGGUCUGGCUCAGUCGGGCUGGGCUCAUCCUGGGGCGCCCUGUAGUCCGGGUGGCCUUGCUGGUGCUGUCCCUCUUUGCCGAGUGCCAGGUGGUCAGGGUGUGUUCCAGGGCGGUCAAUAGUUCCCUGUAUGUCCCGGGGGCUCACAUCCCCACGGCCUGGCGUUCUGUGGGUGGCAAGGUCCUCAGGAACUGGUCCACGGCCACCCUCUCUACAACCUCGGUGGCAGAGUGCAUGCCAGGCUGGAGCCACCUCUUGGCAAGGCGCAGGAGGGUGUCCAUCUAUCCACGUGGCUUGGCUCCCGGCCUGUAGCGCCACCGGUGGAACUCCGCCACUGCCUGUAGCGGGUUUCACCCACACCGUGCCAGGAUCUCCCUCUUUACCUCUCCAUAGCCGGCUGCUUCCUCCGGAGAGAGGGAGUAAUAGGCCGUGCGCGCGUCCUCAGAAAGCAGCGGGCCGAAGAUGCGUGGCCACUCACCGCAGUCCCACUCUUCACGGCGGGCGACGCUCUCAAAGGUCUCGAGGUAGGCCUCAAUGUCAUCUUCAGGGUUUAGAGGGGGAAAGCAGGCAUCAGACCUCACGGCCAGGAUCAGGGAGGUGCGUAGCAGCUGCGGGAGUCGCUGUCCUCGGGGCCACUAGCUCUUGUGUCACCGCUUGUAGGCUGUGGCCAUGCUGUUGUGCCACCGUUUGCUGCUCAAUACUGGCGUCCAGAAGGUGCUGCAGUGUGGGAUACAUGUUUGUGAACAAUCCCCAAUGGAGGAGAGGGAAAAUAAAAAAAAUUGAUUAUUUUUAUUUUUAUAAUACAGGUUGGUCUGUGCUCAUGCCUGCAUCCUUCACCAGUCUAGGGAUUUUAGCCAGCGGUGGGCGGAGCACAGACACACAGGAGGCUGUUUCAAUGUUAUAGGGGAUUUAUUUAAGACUAUCGGUGAAUAGGGGUGCGCGUGUGGGUGUGUGUGUGUGUGGGUUGAAGGGCGAUCGGGCGGUGAGGGUCUCAGCCGUCGGCGAUUACAGCCAAGGGGGCGGGGCGGAGCAGUCACUCGCGUCGGAGUCACCUGAAACCCGAAAAACACACAACAGCGAUUAGCAAACAGGCACGCGUCGGCAAAACUGCAUAAACCACGCCAGAAAUUCGCGCACAUGCUCGGGGAUACUCCUCCCUUUCUGCGAGUGGAAUAUCGCCCUUUUAUAUUCUCCCCUCGCUUGCUGGAUGGUGGAAUUCUUCCGUACGGUGCACCAUUCACGAGCCGUGGGUGUGUCGGCGGCCCCGCCCCGCUGCCAAGUACUCUCUGGAUGUCCAAAACAUUUGGAGCUGUCUCUUCUGCGCCACUGCGGCAGUCGCGUGAGGAGCGAUCUUUGUUUCCUGUGCGCCAGCUACCGGCCUGGCGCCACAAUCCAGAUUAUAUAAUGCAGAAUGUACAAGUUCAAAAUCAAUUAUUUAUUUCCAAUAACACCCAACUGUAAAGAAAAUGUGAAAUUUUCUUGUUUCAUAUUAAUGACAGAAAGCAAAGUAUUGAAGGAAUGCAUUCUAAAACAAAACCAUAAACAAAGACUAAUAGCAAUCAAAAGAAAUAAAAGAAAUGGUUCCAUAUAAGUUUAUGUCUAUGGCAACUGAUGUGCUGCAAUGGCUGAGCUGCAUUUCUAGAAGAUUUCACUCACGGCAAGCUUAGGAGGUGUUUUUUCAAUGUUUACUUGUCAUUUUGUCAUGUUCUGCUCCCUGACAGCUUUGUCUUUUAUUGAAUUUUGUGGGCAUGGCUUAAAUGCAAAUCAGCCAUGAUGUGAACAUGCUUGGUACUUCUUGAGCGAUUGUCAUUCAACAACAUAUUUUCAUCAAGGAAGUCAGUGUUACCGAAAUCUUUGUAAAUCUGGCUGAAUUUGUAUUUUAGUUUGGCCUACAAAAACAUUUAUCCAACUUUCGUAAAUGAUUGAUAAAUGUGGUGCAGUAUCCACACCACAUACUGUAAAUUACAACACUAUGGUUAACACCAGAACAAUUUCCACAUCUCCCAAAUAAAAAAUAGAAAAGAAAAAAAAACAUUUAUAGAAAUGUUUCAGCAAUCUUUGAAGCCACAUAUCCUGCCUCUGGCUGGAAGUGGUAAUGUACGCUGGCAGAGCAGAAGAGCUUCUAUAGAAAAGUGUGGUUUCACGUCUGUAAUGCUGUGUCGCUGUGAUUUAUUAAGAACAUUCAUAUAGGGUAAAUGCCUAUUGAACAUAAAUGUGCAAAGCACACUAAGUAUUACAGUCUAGUAUAUCUCAUCUCUACCCCACUGGAAGUGAAACAGCCUCAGAAACACAGCAGACUGAGGAGUGAAUUUAGCAAAGAUGAACAACCCUGACUAGGAAAAACAGUGGAAUGGAGUGAUAAAGAUUUUAGCAAUGCAACACUUGAGUAAUGAGGAGGAGGUCUGGAGGAACUGAAGUUGACUGUGUUUAAGACGAAGGAAAUGGAAACCACGCGUGUGUGUUUCUGUGUUAGAGAGAGAGAGAGGGAGGCACAGAGAAUGAAAGCAGGAAAAUGUGUAGGCUGUCAUUAAUGUUCACUCAGUGACUGACUCCAGACUAAAGCACUGAAAAUGAACCUGCCUUGACGAUAAACACGUUUUUAUUAGUUUUCCCUUCAUUCGCCAUGGCUAGACUAGUUCAGUUUUUUAUCUCGAUAGUAAACAGCAUUCUUGUGGUUUUCAUUGUCCUUGUACCUGUAGAUACACAAGAUCCAGUUGCUUCAUGUGUCCCUGAAAUCAAAAUUCGGAAGAACACUGUUUACACAGCCUCAAGUGCGAGCAUGUUGAACAUCUCUUGCCCUGUGACAUAUUGCAAGGAGAUUCCUGUUGUUGAAUGGAUUAAAAUUGAUGAUACAAGCAAGUUUAUACACAUCAGUGGAACAAAUCAAGUAACAAUUACACAAGAACAAGCAGGGUUGAAGGACAUCAUCUCAUAUUUGAGCUUCAGGAACAUAUCAACAGAUGAUAAUGGCAUUUACAGAUGUAUGAUUUCCAAAUCAGACUUUUCAUUAGAAAGCCACAAUAUUAAUGUCAAUGUUUCAGUUUUCAGCUACCACGACAAUACAAAUAACACUAUUGGCUUAGAAGAGAAAGUGCCAGGAGUCAGUUGGCUUUCGUAUGUCUUCAUUGGCUUCGGAAUACUCUGCCUGGUCAUGAUCGUAAUGUUGAUCUCUUUCCUGUGCAUAAAUCUGCAUUCAAGAAAAUCUAACAGCCACAGACACAAAAAUGCAACAUGUUGUCCAAAGCCACUGAGCGCCACCACAUCAGGAAAGUCCCAGGAAAUUCCAGAAGAGCAAAAUAACAUCUAUGAUGCACCUACAGAUGAUUUACACCCAGAGCUGGACUCUCUGUAUACGGGGAACAAUCAGGAAUGCACACUUGACAUGAGGAAUGGAAACAGGAUUGGUGAUGGAUCACAACAGAUUGUAUAUGCAACUCUUCAACAUCCCACACCCCGAGAAUCUUCUGCAGUCCACCGUAAAUCAAGAGAACAGCUGUCGGAGUAUGCCUCGAUCCGAAUUUGCUAAAAACCUCUGGGAAUAAUUCGGGAGAAUUUCAGAAUUUCAGUGAAAUAGUAGUGGUAUAAGCACUGUGAUGUGCAAAACAGGAGCUGUAGGUAUUGAAAAGUGUUUUCAAAUACAGUAUGCAGAACAAAUAAUAGGACUCUUUCCAGAAUAAAAGAAUUUCCAAACACCCCACUUAUGAUCACAGCACAGGUUGAACUUUUCCGGUUUAAGACCAAUUGUGUAAAUAUAUGCCAUUGUAUGAAUUUAUUUAUGCCAUUAGAGAGUUUCUGAAUUUUUAUGGGCAUUCUACUCAUUCAGAUGUAGAUUUGAAACAUUGUGUAUCAUAAUGUAUUAACAGCACUUCCAUGUCUUACAUAAAAUUGAAUAAAAUAUAUAUACAAGUCUACAUAUUAUUCAUACUUUUUU
Ictalurus punctatus (channel catfish) is the source of this 4063-nucleotide messenger RNA. RefSeq names its product B- and T-lymphocyte attenuator. Gene Ontology annotation, biological process: immune response-regulating cell surface receptor signaling pathway. Gene Ontology annotation, molecular function: signaling receptor activity. The record is from RefSeq and is a predicted model, not a curated record. The coding region runs from base 2756 to 3658 and encodes 300 amino acids. Lineage: Eukaryota; Metazoa; Chordata; Actinopteri; Siluriformes; Ictaluridae. The transcript is spliced from 5 exons. Gene Ontology annotation, cellular component: plasma membrane.